AUGACGCUGUCGCCGUACCUGGUGGGGAUCGCGCUCAACGUGGGCGCGGUCCGGGCCGCGCUGCCCGAUCAUCCGUCUGCGAUCGCGACGCUGAAGGACGAUAACGAGGUCACCUUUGACCCCCUAGGCGUCGCGGCGGUGCUGCAUAAUCCGCGCGCCAGCCUGAGCGCUGCGCGACUGUACACGCAGUAUGACCACAGCAUCUUCACCUGGCCGCACACGAUGAUGAUGGGCGCGGCGCUGAUCCCCGUCAAGGUGCUGGUCGAGCAUCUAACGGCCACCUUCCAGUCGAUCCAUCCGGCCAUCAGCCUGUGCACGCGCGACACCCAGACUCUGGCUGUCGUGUCCAAUAUGGUCUUCAAGGAGUUUCCGCUCGACUUUAGCAAGAUGUGGGUGGGUGAUGUGAUCGCGUACAAGUCGUCCACCAAACCCGUCAACGACUUUAUGAUUGUCUGCAUGGAUGAGGAGCUGGCCCAAGACCGGCAACAUCAAGGUCCGUCCAAGGCUACCAGGUGGCUGGGCCGCCGUGUUCUCGACGCCAUCAUGAUUAUGAAUGGCAUGAUUUUGGCAGUCGGCGCCAUACUGGGCUCCCUGUACAUCGAUAUUUGGGCUAUCACCCUCUUUUGCUUCUAUCUGAUUCACUGUGUUGCCGGAUUUGCCAUCUCGCACACCCCACUCGUGGUUCCGCAAAAAAUGACCAUCAAGGAUGAUAGCACAGUUCGCUACGCUAUCUACCAACGUCCUGCGGGUGGUACGGUCGUUUUCAAGGGCCGGCAAGACACAAUGGAAAGGUGGGCGCGAAUCACCUGGGAGUUUAAGCGUUCUUUUUACAACGACUGUCUGCAUUGGUUUUGGAUGAUUAGUGGCACACUUUCUGCCAUUGCCUCCGUGGCCUGCAUGGUCAACAUGCAGGGUUUCAUUCAGCUAAUCUUUCUCGGCCAGCUAGUCUACGCCUCUCUCGCCGAGAUUGUCGCUACGCGCGUGGCUCGCAUCCUGGGUGGCCAGGCCAACGCAUCCAAUCGUACGUAUCUGGUGUCUGGCAACACGUUUCGUACCAACGGAAUCAUCCGCGCUACUAUCGAAGCGGAUGCGCAAUUCCGGCUGGUUGGGCUCGACUGGGUUGGUCUGAAGCGUAUGCCCGCCGACCGGAUUUUCAUCGAUAUGCAGGACCUGCUCCUCAAGCAAAUCAACGAGGUUCAAGAACGCAUCGAAGCGGGGAAUGACGUGGACAGUGUGCCAGAAAGCGAUCCCGCGAGCCAUCCGGAUGUGAUGGCUGCUUUUGAGGCGUUUCGGGCCAAUCGCACAGACGACGAGGAUCCUGUCUUGGUGCAGCGUAUCCAGGACGAGACCCGCACGGCUUUGCAAACGUGGUGGGAGAAACGGAGAAAGACGGCGGAUGGAGGUGCGAGGAAUGGAAGGCCUCCGGUUUGA
Molecule: messenger RNA, 1431 nt
Organism: Talaromyces rugulosus
Lineage: Eukaryota; Fungi; Ascomycota; Eurotiomycetes; Eurotiales; Trichocomaceae
Exons: 1
Coding region: 1-1431 (476 amino acids)
Source: RefSeq, a predicted model, not a curated record